Messenger RNA from Mollisia scopiformis, 813 nucleotides. RefSeq names its product glutathione transferase omega-1. Bases 1 to 813 code for a protein of 270 amino acids. The transcript is spliced from 2 exons. The record is from RefSeq and is a predicted model, not a curated record. Gene Ontology annotation, cellular component: cytoplasm. NCBI's taxonomy places the organism in Eukaryota, Fungi, Ascomycota, Leotiomycetes, Helotiales, Mollisiaceae.
AUGGGUUCCAACCACCCCGACUCCCAGCUCUAUCCCCACGCCACAGGCGCAGCAGCAAAAAUGGUCUCCGAGCACUCUUCCGAACAAUCCCUCAAACUCUACUCAGGCUGGUUCUGCCCCUUCGUCCAACGCGUCCUCCUCGUCCUCCUCGAAAAAUCCAUCCCCUUCCAAUACAUAGAAGUAAACCCCUACCUCAAGCCCGCCUCCCUGCUCUCCCUGAACCCCCGCGGUCUCGUCCCCACACUCCAAUACGCCAACAAGCCCCUCUACGAAUCAACCGUCAUCUGCGAGUUCCUCGAAGAAGCGUAUCCGUCCUCGUCCCCCAAACUGCUGCCGCAAGACCCGUAUGAACGGGCAUAUGGCAGGAUCUGGAGCGAUUUCGUCACGUCGCGGAUAAUUCCUGCUUUUCAUCGAGCGUUGCAGUAUCAGGUUACUGGGGAGGGGAAUAGUGAGGCGGGGUUCGGGGAGGUUAAGGGGGAGUUUGUUUCGAAGAUUAGGGAGUUUACGGAGGCUAUGUCUUCUUCUUCCGGACCGUUCUUUUUUGGGGAGGAGAUCUCGAUGGUAGAUCUCAUUCUCGCGCCGUGGGCUGUGCGAUUGUGGGUGUUUGAGCAUUUCAAGGGGGGACUUGAGUUGGGAGGUGAGAAGUGGACGGAGAGGUGGGGAGCGUGGUUGAAGGCUGUGGAGGAGAGGGAGAGUGUGAAGGCGACGACGAGUGAGAGGGAGCAUUAUUUGCCGAUUUAUCAGAGGUAUGCGGAUGAUACGGCGCAGAGUGAGUUGGCGAAGGCUACGAGGAAGGGUCGAGGUGUGCCAUGA